CCACCACCACCAGUGCCACACCACCACCACCACCACCACUGGUCCACUACUACACCAGCAACAACAGCAGCAGUCAGUUUAUCAGCAGAGGCGGAGGGGCCCGGACGCCUCUGCCGCCCGUCUCUCCCGCUUCCCUGCUACACACACAGACACUCCUUCCCUCUCCCGCCCUGCCCUCGCCCUCCCCUCUCCCUCUCCCUCUCCCUCCCGCGGUGCGAACCUUUAAAGGAGACAGACAGACAGACAGACAAGUGGAAAGCAAUCUAGUGAAGAUGGUGACUAUGGAUGGUGCAGCCCCCACCUCACCCACCUCAUGAAGGUUAGCCCACGCAAGCCCCGGCCCCCACCGCCACCACUACCGCCACCACCACCACCACGUGCACCCACCACCACCACCACCACCGUCCUGGCGAUAGUGGUGGUGGUGGUGAUGGUCACGGGCUGCCAAGGACUAGGAGAGGAGAUACAAGCAGACCCUACCAUCACCACCACCACCACGACUAACAACACCACGACAACCACUGCAAGAAGCACCACGCAGGAGAUACCAGUCACCACCACCACCACUACAGUAACGGCAGAUGUCAGGAAUGGCGGGGUGGCUGCAAAUGGUGACAGCGGUGGGAGAAACACGGCGAACAUUGGUGGCAGCGGUGGGAUGAUGUCUACCGAUAGCUUACCUCUCACGACCAGCACUCCGCAGACCCUCACGUGUCCCGAGGAUCUGUGUAAAGUAACAGGGAUGACGGAGAAUGCUGGGGAGGUCCUCUCGGCGGCGCCUCCACUCAAGGUAGCAUGCCACGAUCCCCUUCAGAUUACUUCGCUGACGGAUAUCUGGCCCCAUUGCCUCACCCCCGCCACCAGGCUGCUGGACUUGUCUGACUGCGGCCUGACGCACCUCACUCCUCGCGUCCUGUCACACCUGCCCAACCUGGAGAAGCUAGAUCUGAGGAACAAUGAUAUCAGCGUCAUUGAGCCGGGAAGUUUCGCUAACCUUAGCAAUUUAAGGAGACUCGAUUUAAACGACAAUCGCAUCAAAACACUUAAUGGUUCCCAGCUGGCAGGCCUUAUCCGACUUAAAAAACUAAAGCUUGCCAGGAACCCUCUGUCAAGACUCCAAAGUGGAAUACUGGAGGAGGUGCCUAACCUGAGAUUACUUGACCUUGGACAGACUCGGCUGGUGUGUGACUGUGGGCUGACGUGGCUGGCGGAGGCUGUGAUGCGGCGGGAGGUGCGAGUUCAUAGUGCGUCCAAAUGCUUCAGUCCCCGGGCACUCAACAACACCCAGAUCAAGAAACUCAAGCCAGAGCAGCUCCUUUGCCAUGGCCCAGAGUCGUCAGAAGUGGAGCUGGAACCAGAACUGGACCAGGUUGUGUUUGCCGGAGACUCCCUUCGCUUGCGGUGCCGAGUGACCAGCGCACAGGAGGGCCAUCAGGUGUGGUGGGCCAAGGGCGAGACACACCUCCUGCCACGCCAACCCUCGCUACACAACCACACUUCCGCCACUGUCACCGGCUACCUCGACCAGCACCAGCAGAGAGGAGGAGCUGUGGUCAGGAACACCUACCUGCCUGAAGCUAUUGAGAGCCUGGUGGAGAUAGACGAGCUGAACGGCACACACAGCGGGGACUGGUCGUGUCUGGUGCAGGGGCAGAAGGGCAACCACACCCGCACCGUCAGUAUCUACGUGAUCGCCCACGACACCAAGUACUGCCCCAUGAACGCCACCAGUGACAACCGUGGCUCCUAUGUGUGGCCGAGGACAGUGGCCGGCGUGCGGGUGGAGCUUGCCUGUGCUGGCCUGGUCCCGCCCCAUCAACGCGGCGCACACAAGUUCACCUCCAAGACUGCCAGCACCACCAUCUCCAUCAGCACUGGGAAGCACCACCGCACGCCUGUCAAUGCUGCCUCAGCCCUGCGCUCCCCACAGUGGCGCAUGGCGGAGCACACCUGCUCUGAGGACGGGGAGUGGGAGGCUCUGAACACUGCCAGGUGCCCCUUCGUCUCAGAAACCACCAAGAUACUGGAACAGUUUGCCUUGAUGAAUGUGGUGACCACCAAGACGAGUUUGAUGGUCAGCGCUCAGUCUUUGAGGAACUUCACGAGGGAGGGGAAGAACCUACAGGACCCCAUGGAUGUCGUGUUCCUGGCUAAGACAGUGGAGCAGUACACAGACUUGCUCACCACCCUCUCUAGCUCUAAGGAGACAGCCAACACUCUCAUCGACAUCAUCAGCGCCUCCAUGUCAGCCACCAAGGAGCUCCUGACUAAAGCAGAAGCGCUGGACAGAUCUUGUGGCCGGCUGGUGGGGUGUCUAUGGGACGUGACCACUCACUUCCCCACCCUCCACCAGGCCAUGGCUACUCACUUGGAGAUGCAUCAGUUCUCCCGUCACCUCAAUGCCUUCUCUGGCCAGACCUGCACCUGGUACCGACGCAGCGCCCACUCCACAGAACGUCACUUCAGAUGCAACACUAAUAAUUACGCCAAGCUGUACAGCAGCGACGACGAGAUCCUUGACGUUCAGAUUCAGCUUCCCUCCAGCCUCUUCUCCCAUGGCAAGCCCUUCCACCAGGCCACCACCACCACCACCUCCCCUGCCAAUGCCUCUGACGACGACCCAGCCCCAUCCCAUGCCCCGGACACCAAAGUGCAGCUCCAGUUCUUUGUGUACAACACGGCCAAGCUGUUCCCCCACAUUGGGGCCCGCGGCGACGGCCUGGAGUCUUGGGAGGUGACCAGUCCGGUGAUCGGGGCACGGGUGAGCGCCGGGGAAUUGACAGCCAACGGGGGUGAAUGGAGUGGUGGUUUGGAGGACGUCGGGGUGCUGCGAGUGGAGGACAGCGUGUACGUAACUCUGCGUUCGGCCAUCUACAGCUACAGCAUCAUGCCGGUGUGGUGGCGCGUCAAUGCCUCCGCUAACGGCCGGGGUGAAUGGUCCAGCGAGGGCUGCAAGAUUGUCAAGAUGCAUAACUCGCUGGUGGUGUUUCGCUGUGACCGCCUGGCCCACUUCGCCCUGCUGCAGGACAUGGCCGCACGUCAUCGGGGCCGGGGUGGGCCCAGGGAGGGGGCAGCAUUCAGGCCCAGUGCCCCGGGAGUGUAUGUGGGCAGUGCGGUGUGUGCUGCCUUCCUCAUGGCCUCCAUUGCAACUUGGGCUGCCCACCACAGCCGCAUUGCCACGGCCAGCAAGAACAAGCACUCCCUGCUGAACACCUGGGUGGCACUGCUGCUACUGGUGGCACUAUUCACUGCCGGGGCACACCAAACACACCACCGGCCGCUGUGCCAGGGCGUGGGUGUGGCGCUGCACUACCUCACCACCUGUGUGCUGCUCUGGACCACUGUCACCGUCACCAACCUCUACAAGAAGGUGGCCAAGGCUCUGCGGCCGCCCCCACCCCCUGAUGAAGCGCCCCCGGAUGUCCCACUGCCACCCAAGCCCAUGCUACGUUUCUACCUGGUGGGAUGGGGCAUUGCCCUCAUCCUGUGUGGCAUCUCGGCCGCAGUCAACCUGCACCAGUAUGCCGGUUACCACUUCUGCUUCCUGGCGUGGGGCCCCAGCCUGGGGGCCUUUGUGGCACCCACCGCUGCCCUCACACUCAUCCUGGCCACGUUCUUCCUCCUCACUCACUGCUCACUCAGAUCACUGCGUGCCACCUACCCUGCCACAGCUGCCGCCACGGCAGAGACCACAGAGCUGGAGCUGCUGGAUGCUGCCUCACCUGCAACAGAGGUGGCAGGGCCUGGGGCUGCGGCGGAGGAGGUGAGCCUGGCCUCGCGGGACACAGCAGCCAGUGUGACGGAUGGUCAGCACAGUCCACUGACACAGCUGCGUGCUCAUGCCGUCACCCUGCUACUGUUUGGCCUGACAUGGACAGCAGCGGCCAUCACCACAGCGGCGCCCUUCCAGGAGAUCAUCCCACACCACACAGCUAUCUUCAGCGCCAUUUAUGCCAUGUGUGCCAGCAGCCUGGGUAUCUUCAUCUUUGUGUUCUUUUGUCUGAGCCGAGGGGAUGUGUGGGAAGCGUGGCGGAGCUGCUCCUGGGGUGGCCUGCUGCCACGGCGAGGAAGGAAGGAGGAGGAGGAGGUGCGUCUCACCUUAGCGCCAGCCAACAACACCACCAUUGCCACCCAGAACAACCAGAGUGCCGUGCGGCCCAGCGACAACCGUGGGCCGCGGGACGCUCCCUCCACACACAGCCUGGAGUCCUCCCACACCCACAACACCAACAAGUCCUCCUCGGUGUCGCAGAGCAUCCUGACCUCCACCAAGGGGGAUGGUGUGGUGGUGGCCAAGACAGCCAACAAUCUGCAGCUGCUGAGCCUGGGCGCUAUGACCAACGACCUGCACUACGCCCCUGAGCUAUUUUACAACCCCAAGCAGGCUGGUGUGGCCAAGCGGUUCUUCCAGAAGCAGCGGCUGCGCCAGAUGGUGAAGCAGAACAACCUGGAGGUGAACCGUGCUGACAGCGACUGCAACUCCACCGUGUACCGGCCCAAGAUGUCCCGUGCUCUUAACUGCGACGCCAACACCCACCGUGGUUUUGACCCGGCCUGCCUCGGGGCAUCCAGCAAGGUCAACAACACCAACAUCCACGUGGACACCGUGUUCCCCUACCUGGGCAGCGAGAUGCAGCCUGGCAGCAGCAAGCAGGCCACCAAGGACCCCACGCCAGAGGUGCUAUGCGUACUGGGCCCCGCCCCAGACCUCUACCAGGCGGCGCCGCGGGGCACCGAAGGGGAGCGGGGUUGGGCCACCAUACCCCGCAAACCCAGAGCUUUCAUGGAGGAACCCCUCAGCCCUCUACGGCGAGGUGGCUCCUUCCCCAGCAUCACUGAGGAGGGGCGCCCCGCUUCCCGUGCCCCCAGCCAGACCUCCACCUUAGACCAGCCACCAUAUCCCCUCCCCGACCCCCUGCCCCAGCAACACCCUCGCCUCUACAGCUUCCCUCCUCCUGGUGCUGCCCCACACUACCACCAUCACCACCAUCUCCAGGGUGCUGAGGAUGAGCCCCCGUCCCAUAAGGCAAGGGGCACCUUCACCCCCGAGCAGGGUGAACGGCCAGACCCUGGGGCAGAUGGCUCCCGCACCGGCCGCCCCCACCGCUACCGGCCAGGGCGGGAGCGACCACGGCCAGGCAGGAACAGGCGGCGGCAGCUGCGGGUGCGGGGCGGAAGUGCGGGUGGGUCGGUUGUUGGGGCAGGGGAGGGGCGGGAGGACUGGACGGAUGACAACACCCCGCCGGUCAUCAUCAACUUGUCACCAGGGGACGCAGGGCGCUCCUCAGGGUCUGACAAGGAUGCAGUCACCCACCAGUUCAUGCCCUUCCCUGUCCUUCCCCGCAAUGUGACUCCCCCGGGGCCCCCGCUGAGCAUGCUGGACCAGCGGCCACACCCCCAGGACCCCCCAAAUCUCAUGUGUGUGGACCUGACCUGGCCACAUGUCAUGGCCCCACUGGGCACCGACCACCCCGGACGCAGCAGACAUGAGCCAGCGGCCUGCCAGUGCCUGCACAGCUUCCCCCCGGGGCUGGAGGAUCCCGCAGGGCUGGGGGUGUGUUGUGAGGGAGAGGAUGGUGGUGCAGCUAGCUGGGAUAGUGAGGGGGGUGAGGGGUACUGGUGUGCUGGGGGUGGGGAGCAGCGGGCCAGCGCGUGUGAAGUGAGCGGCUGUGAUGCCUCCAGCCUGUGUGGCGGUGGCCUGUCUGGCAGCAGCAGCAGCAGUGGCAGCAGCGGCGGCAGCUGUGGGGAGGGGGCUGGUGGUGUCAGUGAGGGGGGCAGUGUUGACCCGGCAGUGGGCACCAGUCCCCGGGGCAGUGUCAACAUUUCUGACUCUCCCUACGACUCUCCCUUGCACCGCCUCCACCAGAACACCCCUGACAGCGGCUCAUUGGACUCGGGGCUCCUCAGCUCCCCUGGUAGACCCCCUCUACCUGAAGGGCCCCAGCGGGCAACUCUGCACGGAGAGACCACCACCAGCGCUGAGUCCCUUAACCUGCCGCAGGAUGCCCCCUCCCCGUCCUCCCCGGCCUGCUACCUCACCAACAGCUCAGAAGAAACGGUGCUGCGCCGCGACGACCCAACCCAGGACAGUGAUGAGGGCACGGGGAUGGGGCGGAAGGCAGGGCAGGAGUCGGGACAGGGGACAGAAGUGGGGAGUUGUUCUGGGGAGAGGCAAGCAGAGACGGAGGAACCUGAAGCAAAUCCUAAGAGAGAGACUUGUGUGUAGUGGCCCCACCAUGUCCCUUCCUGUCCUGCCCCAUCCCAUCCCACCCUGCCCUGCCCUGCCCUGCCCUGCCCUGCCCUGCCAUAUCCAGCCCUGCCUCCUCACCCACUCUGAUAUUUAUUGCUAUACUGACACAUCACCCACAACACAACACAACACAACACAUUUUAUGAAACACAAAAAAUAAUCACAAUAAUGAAAUGAAAUGGAAUUAAAAAGUUAAAUGAAAUGAAACUUUCCCCCCGAAAAAAACCCUUCAAAAUGUAAAUAAAUAUAAAUAUAUAUUAUAUCUAUAUGAAAAAUAAAUAAAACUUCAUUUGAA
This is a messenger RNA of Portunus trituberculatus (swimming crab), 6545 nucleotides long. RefSeq names its product adhesion G protein-coupled receptor A3-like (gene Remo). Bases 314 to 6226 code for a protein of 1970 amino acids. Gene Ontology annotation, biological process: cell surface receptor signaling pathway; G protein-coupled receptor signaling pathway. Gene Ontology annotation, cellular component: plasma membrane. The record is from RefSeq and is a predicted model, not a curated record. Gene Ontology annotation, molecular function: G protein-coupled receptor activity; protein binding. The transcript is spliced from 13 exons. NCBI's taxonomy places the organism in Eukaryota, Metazoa, Arthropoda, Malacostraca, Decapoda, Portunidae.